Dioszegia hungarica is the source of this 975-nucleotide messenger RNA. RefSeq lists its product as uncharacterized. Lineage: Eukaryota; Fungi; Basidiomycota; Tremellomycetes; Tremellales; Bulleribasidiaceae. Bases 1 to 975 code for a protein of 324 amino acids. The record is from RefSeq and is a predicted model, not a curated record. The transcript is spliced from 2 exons.
AUGGCUACAAACCCACAAUAUGGCGGCACGACCUACCAAUCCAUCGUCAUCGCCCUCGUCGCCGGCGGAAUCCUCUCGACCGGCGUCAUCUCGAUCAUCUGGAAACGGCGUCAGGCACGACGAUGGGCCGAGAUGCGGCGGAGACUGCCAGUGGGUGGGGAUGCGGCGCGAGAUAGUGCUGGUUGGGGAGGAGGAUUGAGGGGUGGUGGACUGGGCAAAGAGCCGGGGAUUUGGGAUGUGGUCUUUGGGGAGAAGGAGCGGAUAUCGGACGGAGGCAAGGGGGAGGUGGUGGAUGGGGAUGGCGAGAAGAGGGAGGAAAGCGAGGCUGAGGAUCUGGAUGGCGAGAUGGGGACUGGCUGGAGGCCUACAUCCCUCUCCCUCACUUCCCCGUCAUCCUCAGCUGCGACUGGGUCAAAAUCGCCUAGCACCGCUCCGAUACCCUCAUCCCCACACUCCGCCGAGAUCACCGUCCUCAUAGCCAUGCCUGAUCCCAUGAACGCCUCCGCCGGACCCUCUACCCCUCGUCGCUCUACACAACCAUACGAUCCCCCAGACUAUUCACCAAUAUAUCACUACCCCCUUUCCUCCCCCUCCCCCUCUGAUCCGAACGACGACGAUGAUCGACCCCUUCCCUUGCUCGAGAUCGGAAGCACCUCCAUCCCCGUCAUUCCAUCUCCGCGGACAGGUCUCAAAGGCCAGCCAUUACCGGACCGGAUCGAGGAUAUUAUCAAAGCUGCCGCGGCGCAGCGGGAGGCGGCUUCGGGUGGACGGAGGAAUCGGAGCAGAAGUACAGCGUGGGACGGAGUCAUGCCCUCGCCUGCACUGCAGGAUCUGUAUGGUGCACCCGGGCAAGCGGCUCAGUCAACAGAACCGGCUCGGGAUCCUAUGACUGCGGCGUCGGCAGCGGGGAGGUUUGCAAUGUUGAGAAAUGGGGCAUUGGCUGGAUUUGGGUCGCCAGGCGGAAGAAGGGCAUGA